Molecule: messenger RNA, 1912 nt
Organism: Spizellomyces punctatus DAOM BR117
Lineage: Eukaryota; Fungi; Chytridiomycota; Chytridiomycetes; Spizellomycetales; Spizellomycetaceae
Exons: 2
Coding region: 1-1779 (592 amino acids)
Source: RefSeq, a predicted model, not a curated record
AUGCCGCCAAAGAAAAAGCAAAAGCUUGAAAAACUCGACAAACCCACCUUACAUACCUGCAACAAAACUUCCUUUGCAAAAGCUUUCCUGCCUAAUGAGACCUACCACCAACGGCUUCUAGAUUACAUCGCCAUCAUCCAUCAACUCGCCGACCACGCUUCCCACGCUCUCAAAUUCUACAUCCUAUCUGCACCAACCUUUCCCACGGUAAAUGAAGAUACAAUCGAAGCAAUUCUCUAUCUUCUCAACAAGGGGGAGGCUUGGCAUCCAAGAAAGGAAGCAAAGAAGGCACGGCGGGAUUGUUUGCUGCCAUAUGUUCAACAGUACUGCCGCAUCGUUGAUUUUCCUCAUCCAAACCUACACGGCGAGCAGCAGUCAAUCAAUUACCUGACAGCGAGUAUGAUGACAAACCUGAAAGUCAACGUUCAAGAACAUUUCAUGCAGAUGCUCCUUCGGUACAUUAAUCUGCGGCUCGACGUGAAGGGACACAAGCAGCGACUGCCCCCGAAAAGUGAUGCGCGAAAAGCUUUCUUUACUCGGCUACGCUACUUAAAGUCAGUUUUUCUUUUUGAUAUCAUGCCCGAGUCGCUGGAUGACUUGACCGCUGAAGAGAGUGAGCUUCUAGAAGAGAUGUGGACACUUAACCUGCCAUUUCCUGAUCAAGACAAGCCGCUCGCAUAUUCAGUUACUGUAGACCCUCUCGCCUUCUUCCCUGCCUACUGUCGGUUGUCAAGCCUAUAUGAAAAGCAUGGAUUUCGACGGUUCAGUGCAAUCCCACUUCGCCGCUCCCUCAUCCAAAGCCAUGUGCGGAUCGACACCGUCAUCCUCUACUCUCAUAUCCUUUGCAUCACGCGGCGAGACGCAGAAGCCGUCGAGAAGGUCGAUUUAUGGAUGCGCAUCUGUAAUCUACGUACCAAAGCUUUUCGGUCUCGCCGCGGUAUGCAGUUUGAAGGCUCGAUCACCACGGAUGGAACCUCGGUGUCUGUAUACCUAAAGCACCCAGAAGCAGACAAGUAUGGGAAGCGCAGCGGUGGGAAAAAGUCAGCAACAACUCUUACAGCUGAGGUGACGGCGCUUUAUGUGGAGAAAAACUUACCUGCUUGUCGAGCAGCAGAGAAUGUCAUUGUUAUCGACCCAAACAAGCGUGACAUUCUCUACUGCCAAGACGGCAAUGGUACGUUUCGCUACACCGCCAACCAGCGAGCCGUGGAGACUGGAAGCCGUCGAUUUGCAAAAGAACGGCAGCGGAUGAAAGCCGGCGGUAUUGACCUCAUAGAAUCACGAAUACCAUCUCACAAGACGAUGAACCUCAUGGACUUUACUCGCUAUCUCCUCGUUCGCCGUGCCGACUGGAACCGCCGCAAGGACUUCUAUUCGCAUCCUGCCCACACGCGGUGGAAGUGGCAUGCAUUUAUAAACCGUCAGAAGAGUGAAUCGAACCUCAUAUCCAACUUACGCAACAAGUACGGUGAAAACUUUACCAUUGUGAUGGGAGAUUGGAGCGAUGCCGGUCGAACUGCAAGAUUUCAGACCUCAUCAAAGACGAAAGGUUUCAAAACACGACCUCAUUCAAGACCUUGGCGACGACGAGAAGGCAAGAUUGAAAAAGUCCAUGGAUUGCUGGGUUGUACCAACCCUAACUGUCAGCAAGCCUGGACGAUGCGCUACUGGAAUCGAGAUACGCUGAGCACCUGCAAUAUGCUGAUAAUCGUGCAAUCAAUGUUGGAUGGACACAGUAGACCAGAAGUGUUCAGCAGGAGUGUUCCAGCCGUAGCUUAGAUUGGUUAGAUUAGGUUUUCCGAGCCGGUUGUCGCCGGUUCAAUCCCUGGUGCGGGUGCUAGUGCCAAUACCCACCGGCUCCGCACUAUAUAUAGAAUACUUUUAAUGAUUCAAUUGGUUGGAAUCACUGUAC